Molecule: messenger RNA, 927 nt
Organism: Striga asiatica
Lineage: Eukaryota; Viridiplantae; Streptophyta; Magnoliopsida; Lamiales; Orobanchaceae
Source: the annotation of a GenBank genome assembly
AUGAAAAUCGGUAGACUGCGGGAAUUGACGCCGUUCGUGAAGGAAGCACUGCAGAAAACCGCACGGGUAGCACAGUUCCUAUGCGUCCUCCACGUUACCGGCACCUACCUCUGUUUACCCGCCAAAGUAACGCUUUCUCAGCUUGUACCUCUGUGUACAACCGCUAUUGACCUCUUUCUGUGGUGCAUUUUGCAGACCGUCGGCCCCAGUAUGCUCCCGACGUUCAGAGACGGCAACAUCAUCUUGACGGAGAAACUAACGAGCCGUUCGGGGAAGGUCGGGUCGGGCGACGCGGUGCUCGUCCGGAGCCCCGAGGAUCCGACGAAGGUUAUGGCCAAGCGGGUCAAGGCCGUCGAGGGGGACGUGGUUUCGUACGCGCCGGACCCUAAGAACAGUGAUGAACAUAAGACUGCUGUUGUACCAAAGGGUCAUGUUUGGAUCGAGGGGGAUAAUAUGCUGAAUAGUCGUGAUUCGAGACACUUUGGUCCUGUCCCGUAUGCACUUAUACACUCCAAAGUGUUCCUUGUGAUAUCUAAUGGGUUUCCUCAGCUUGAAUGUAAUGCAUCGUUUGGCCUCCUGAGGAUUUCAGAUCAGUUGGCAAAAAUGCUUUGUGAUUUUAGCUUGCAAGUAAAUCGAUCAAUUGAGGCGCACUUUUUGACAGCACUGGAAAAAAUACAGCAACUGAGAAGAGGAGGAACGGUCUCUGAUAGAAUAGAUUUGUCUUUGAUUGUUUUGAGUAAGUCAAUAUGAGGAUGAAAUUUUGUUUUGUGUUUAAUGUGCUAAAUUUCAAUUAGACUUUUGAAAAUUCAUGAGUUUACAAAUGUAGGUAGCAUUUUUUUUGUUGCUAUUGUCUUUUACAGGAUUUGUGCACAAAUAGCAAGGGGAGCUAAAAAAUGCAUUGUGCUUGGAUACAAUUUUUUUUUUAAA